This is a messenger RNA of Amoebophrya sp. A25, 2763 nucleotides long. NCBI's taxonomy places the organism in Eukaryota, Dinophyceae, Syndiniales, Amoebophryaceae. The record is from the annotation of a GenBank genome assembly.
GUUGGUUGCAGUAGUUUUUUCUUCGGUCUUGGUCAAUUGAAAAAAGCGACUAUCACUGUCAAUAGUAACGGAGAUGCUCUAGAAGGUUUGCACUUGGAGGGCAAAAACUGACGGGAAUGAAUAGGAAGCUUAAGUUGUAGUUGCGCUUGUGGUCUACAUCAUCAAAUUUCAUGUUUUUUCAGUCCAUAAGAAAUUUUCACAUAUAGUUCAACGUUCGCCCAACAAAAGUAAAGGAAAGAUGCCUUCUGCGCUCGGCUUGCAGAGGGUGAAGGAACGAUCAGCCCGGAAUAAGAGCAUUAAAGAGACGGCUCAUCUCAUUCGCGAAGCGGGAUUGACUCCCUCAAGCAGCAUUUAUAUCCCAUAUUGCCUCGAGAAAAUCGCAGCUGCUCAGUCGAGCCUAACAAUGAACGAUGCAUACUCUUCAGUCGUGGAAGAAGCACAGCCGCGUGUUAUUAUUGGACAGAAGAUUCGGUAUCCGGUUUUUAACGGUGAGGCCGAGGCAACAACCGGUGAUGUGACGCCAAGUGCGGAGUCGUCGGUCAUGAGAAGGCCACCCCGGAAAAUAAUGAAGGUGAAAUCUAAAAUUAAAAAAGGAACCAGCACCAAGACGGCAAACCGGAAAAAGCAGGCACUAGUAAAAAAGAACGACGUCAAUCGCGUGCCGUCAUCUUCAUCAACUUCUGCAUCGGCGCAUAAAGGUGGACGAGUUCAUCGAACUGCACAAUCAGGAACAGAGAGUACGCCAGCAGCCGCGAGUACCGCAGCCACAGCCUCUACCACUUCGUUGCAUAAGGUGUGCCCACCAGGCACUCCUAGUACAGUGACUUCGUCCGCGUCAGUAUUCACAGCCUCGACCGAGAUACCUGGAAUUAGUAUAACGACAAAAACGCCUCCCCGCAGUCGCGUCACUCGUCAGACCACCAAUUUGAAGAAGACCAGCACGACCACUAAAAUGAAGACUAUCACUGACGAGAUAGUGGCUCUAGACACUGCGUCUGAGGAGAUGAUGGAUAACGAUAAGCAUGAUGGAAAAGAACAAGGAGACAAUAAGACCAGCACCAGCACGACAGCUACAUCUUCCAUGAACAAGGGCGGAGCGCGCAAAGUGCUCGUCAUGAAGCGAGUUAAAACUAGGAGCACACGCGCGAAAAGCAGAAGCGCAUCCACUGGAGAAGGAGGGGCGGGGUCCGAGAGUGCUGUAACAACGAAAGAGCAGACCUCCGGACAACGCGCUGUGGAUGGUUCCAAGCCUGGCGCAGCCGACGGUACAGAGCCCAUGAAGAAAAAGGCGCACGCACGGAGUGUAGCGUCGUCCAAAUUGCCGAUGAAAGAACGCAUUCUGCAAAAAUACAAGGAAUCGAAUACCUUGAAGCUCAGCCUCAACUGGCUGCCGUUCUGGGUACUUCGUCUCUUUUGCAUAUUCACUGUCAUGGUAAUGCUGCAUGUGCUUGAGCAUGAAGGUUUUGGGCCACGACAAGAAAAAAUUAUUUCGUCAACCUAUCAUGUACUAGUAUAUCAGUCUGCAAUGAAGUAGUUGCAAAGCAAAUAAUACAUCAGUUGUAUAAUUCGUAAGAUCAUUUGGCGUGAAAGUUGGAGAGUAAAAAGACAUCUAAAUCGACAAACGUCAGCUUAUCGCGAGUGGUCACAAGCGGAAUGAAUAUCGCGCGUGUUCGACGUUCAUAGAACAGCGGCUUUUUGUGGACGCAAAAACUCAAAGUGGGUCUCGUCGCUACGAUUACGUCGAGUUUUUGAACGGUCGGGAUUCCAGUCGACCCUGGUUACGCGUUGAGUUUCGAGGCUUUGAGAAAAGGAAACUCCAUGAAGGCUUCUCUUAUCCCGAAGCGCCCGAAGUGCAUUUGGACGCCGGCGAGUACUACGUGAUUAGCCUGGGCAGCGUGGUGGAGUCCCGCAAUCUCCCGAAGGACAUGCAGGACCCCACGAAAGCACCGGUCAAGUCGCCAACCGGAGAGCCGUGAGUUUUCUGAAAACCGCAAUCAGCGACGUUUCUGGUGGCUGCAUUAUAUUUAUAAAGCUUUCGACUUCGUCGCGAUCGUGUUUGUGUUAUUCAUUUAUCUUCUUGCGAUUAGUUUUAGUUUUUUUGAGCAGUCUUCUGUCGCUCGGUCACCGUCACCGUUAUUCCAUCUUCGUUACAUCAGCUACAACUAUCAUGAUCUCAGUGCACGACUCCUAUCUUCUCAGAGAAAAUCACAACAUGACUGAAUUAUAUGCCUUCCUAUUGAAGACGCCUACGGACUCGAUUUCGAUGUUUAUUUUUAUGGAUCAUAAUUCUUCAAGGUGAAAAUUUCAACAUACACGUCUGUCGAGUAGGUACGAUCUAUGAUGGUGAAACAAGAACAAAACUUGUUCGAUGCAGGUCGCUAUCAUAAAGACGAUGUAGUUUUUGCCGAUUAAGUAUUUGUAUUGGUUGUUAGUUUUCAGAGUAUAGAAAUUCCUUUUCUCGACUCGUUUCCUGACUGGUUCCGCAUCUGUUUUAUUCAUGUUCCCUCGUCAGAUGAAAUUAAAAUGAGGACGGAAGAUGAUUGAUAGCACAAAAUUGAUAAGAAACAAUGAAUAUUUGACGUUGGCACAUUACUCGCCCAACGACCUCAAAAAUGUUGAUUCAUAUCUCCUCUCAUUAAGUUUUGUUUUUCGCGUUGCACAUCUGAUGUCAUAGCAAGUUGAAGUCUGCCAGGCUCUUCAGUAGCCGUUGAAGUCUGCCACAUCGGAUGGUGGAUCCCAACCUAACCUAACCUGAUGUCAUCG